Loxodonta africana (African savanna elephant) is the source of this 11282-nucleotide messenger RNA. RefSeq names its product pentraxin 4 (gene PTX4). Lineage: Eukaryota; Metazoa; Chordata; Mammalia; Proboscidea; Elephantidae. The record is from RefSeq and is a predicted model, not a curated record.
GCUGCCGUGCCAUGUCCAAGUAGCUGCCACGUGACCGGCCUGGCUGCCUGGUGACCGGCCUCGCUGACCCUCAAAGCCUGGCUCUCCAUCCUGGACCACACUGCCCUCAGGGACUUAUAGUCCAGUCGCAGACGCACAACAAACGUGGAAGCAGAAUCACAACUGAGAUGACUUCAGACCUUAAUAAGCAUGGUGACGUGAGAGUGACACCACCCCGUCCGCGGUACUGCAGUGGCUUGCUUUUUGCUGUGAUGCUGGAAGCUACACCAUCGGUACUGCAAAUGCCAGCAGGGUCACCCAUGGUGGACGGGUUUAGCAGAGCUUGCAGACUAAGGCAGACUCGGAAGGAAGGCCCGGCAGUUUAUUUCCCAAAAUCACCCAAUGAAAACUUGUAGGUAGCAAUAUUGUUCAGCUUAUUUGAUUUACUGAAGGAGGACAUCAUGGCUGCUGAAGUAGAGGGCCAACGAGGGUAAGUGAGACCCUCAGUGAGAUGGAUUGGCACAGUGGCCUCAACGAUGGACUUCAACAUGCCAGAGAUCCUGAUGAUGAUGCAGCUUCAAGCUAAUUUAAGUUCUGUUUUACAUGUGGUUACCAUAUGUUAGGGGCCCAACUCCACAGCAGCUAAAAACAGCAAGAGCUCUGUAAAAGAGAUAUUUGAGCAGAAGCCUAGAAGUGAUACCUGGGGAGAGUGUUCCCUACAGAGGAAGCCAGCGGAAGAGAUGCCCGAGGCUGGAACCCCUUAAUUAUCUUCAGGGACCACCCUGUGACCUGGGAGGGGGAGCUGAGGGAGGAGAUUGGGGCCCGGCCAUGGAAGGACCGCAGGCUGUCCUUAGUGUGGUGCGGAGCCCAGGUGUCAGGAUCUAACCCUCAUUUGCUAAAGUUCUCUCUGGUGCAGAUAGAAGAGACACCAGGGGCAGUGGCGGUGCAGGGAGUCAGCCAGAGGCUGUCGUGAGAACAGCGACAAGUGAGUCUGAGUCUUCUAGGGCUGCCAUAACAAAGUAUCACAAAGUUUAAAACGGCAGAAACUUCUUGUCUCAGUCUGGAGGCCAGAAGUCCCAAUUUAGGGUGUCAGCAGGGCUGUACUCCCGCCAAAGACUAGGGAAGAUUCUUGUCUGUCCUAGCUUCUGGUAGCCCAAGCGUUCCUUGGCUUACAGCUGCAGCGUAACUCUGUUGUCACAUGGCCAUCUUCCGUCUGUGUGUCCAGCUGUACCUAAAAUGAAAUUAAGGCGGCUCCCAAACCUUGUCCAUUUCUCUUGUUAACGAGAGAGAGGUGGGGCCUCACAAGGCACCCCUGGACACCGCCGGGGCCCUGGGCCCUCUCCAGCCUGGCUCAGAUGACUGCCCAGUCCCAGGGGGCUCCCGGUUCUGCCUCUGCCCCUUUUGGCAGGAACAAGGAUGUCUGUGCUCCUGUUGAAACCAUCACCUCCCUUUCACCUCCCAGUGGACCCAGCAGAUAGGGGCUUGCACCGGGAGAACAAUUUUCCAGAGAAAUUAUUUGCAUCUGUUUUAAACAUGUCUUCUUGGAAACAUCCAAAUUUGCAGAGCCCAUCCGCUCCAACACAAAUGCCUUUUAAGGUGGAAGACAGGGCCUGACUCCUGGCCAGGGUUGAAUAAGGAAAAUCACUCAGCGGGGCACGAGGAAGGCAGAGGGGAUGGGGCAGGACGCAACAGGCCAGAACACAGACUCCCUCUGCCUGCAGCAGGGACUGCACAGCCUCUGCAUCUCUCAGGAUGGGAUGGUGGGGGAGGAAGACCCUGUUUUUCCUCUUCGUGUUGGUGCCCACCUUUCUCUACAUGGCUUUAUCCCAGGAAGCCCGUCCACCAGGGCAAAGGAAACCCUUCUUUGAGAGGCUCUGGAGGCUGGAAGAGCAGUUCCAGAGAUCCCAGGAGGUAACCUUAAUCCAUCUGCAGGGCACCACCAGCAACUACAAUGUGUCCUACAGCAUUAAUGCCUGCUUCCGGAGCCUGGCGCAGGAGAACCAGGCCAUGGCUCUGGUGCUGAACUAGUCGUAGGCUGCCGUGCAGGGCGACCUGGGCCACCUAAAGACCUGGGUAUGGAAGACGCAGUGGAGGGGCUGCGAGGUGGAUGCAAAGCUGCUGCCCUCAGACCUGGCCUUGAGCGACAGGAACCAGCAGCAUGCCCAGAAACUCAAGGAGCAGAAGGUGCAGAGUGACGCCAUCUCCCGCCUGGCCUGUGGCCUGGCCCUGGACAUGCAGGCCCUGCAGGACACGCUGGCUGGCCUGACACAGCUCAUCCACAGCCAGGGUGCCAGGCUGACUGCCCCUGGCCCAACCCCCAUGAUGGCCCUGACCCCAUCCCCUGCCCCAGCCCAGACCCCACCUCAGUGGCCGAUCCUGAGUCCCCUGCAGCUGCAGGGGGACAGACAGGUGCUCCCAGCUUUGCUGGAGCACAGGAACUCACCUCGGGACAUCACUGGACAUCUGCAGGUGACAUGGGGGCCUGCUAGCGCAGCCAGCCAGCAGGCACCACAAGAGGAAACUGGAGACCCUCCUCAGUCAGAUGGCAAGCUGGAGACUUCUGCAGGUGUGCGUCCCUUGGCUUUAGGCACGUCCGUGGACUUGGCCUCCUCCAGACUGCGAGUGUUAGGUCCAGCCCCCUGGACCAAACGGUCUAGAAGCUUCUGGAUUACCUUGUGUGCAGGGCUGACCCUCCCCCUGUUUCUGGUUUGCAGUGUGAGCCUUGUGCUCGUGUUCCCCGAUGCCUCCACUGAGAAUGUAGUCUUCCUCCACCCUGGCUUCUUCGUGGGCCUGCAGACUCUGUCCAUCUGCAGCUGGGUCCGUACAGCCUCAGGCUGUCUGGGCACCCACCUCUCCUAUCCCACCAAGGAGAAUGACAACAAGCUGGUGCUGCAUGGCCAGGUCCUGGCCGCCGGUUCAGUCCACUUUGUGAUCCAAGACUUGGCUUUCUGGGAGCUACUGCUGCAGCUACUGCUGGACAGCCAGUGGCACCACCUGUGUGGGAUCUGAAUGUCCACCCAGGGCUGGCACUGGCUGUAGGUGGACCACAGGGUGGUGGCCACUGGCUCCCGCUUCUGGAAGGGCUAUGAGAUCCCACCCAGAGGGUCCCUGGUGCUGGGCCAGGAGCAAGACACUGUUGGGGGUGGGUUUGACAGUGCUGAGACCUUUGUGGGGAGUGUGGCCGGCCUGGCCACCUGGGGCUGGGCGCUCUCCCCAGAAGUCUCAAGCCUUGCCACCGGGAAGGCAGUCCUGACAGGACCCCUCCUGACACUGGCCAAUGCUAAAUCUGCAAGUGGAUUCGUGCAGAGGGUGACCGGCUCCUGCCUGGAGCUCCAUCCGUGAGGCCAAGCCUGCUGCGCAGAAGCUGCGGCCACAGUCUGUGCCUGCGGGAGGAACCAGCCUCUGCCAUGCUUAGUUACCCCUGACCUGGGCACUUUCCAUAAAGGGCACCCCCCAUCCUGGACGUGCAUACCUACUCUGCAGUAUAGGGUGGGGGCCUUCCGUCACAAGGCGAGCAGGUGGACGAUGAAAUGAGCCAGGGCAAGGAGAAGCCAGGGACCCUAUUGUUCUCAUUGCUGAACGGUUUGUAAGCGUGGCACAUCUAAAGCCUCGGUUGCCUAGUUCUUGGCAUCUAAUACUAUCUCAAUAGGGCCUGGCCAGCCAGAUGAGAGCCUUGGACUCCAACAGCUGACCUCUGAGAGUGGGUCUGUGGUGAUUGAAGGCCAGUUCUGGAGAACUCCAGAAGCUUCCCUGAAAACUGGUUGGAUAGCACUUGAGCUGUUCUCACCCUCUCUCAAGGGUGGUUAGGAAAACAUCUCCUUGGGUGACCGCCAUCCUGACAUCUUACAAAAAGGGCCUGAAAGUCCGUUUCCAGGCCCCUACACCCCUACAGCCCCCCUUCGCCGGGAGCCUGGGGUUUCACUCGAGGUCAACCAGCCAGUCUGCCCAGUAGUCCUGAUGGCAGGCAGGGCGGGGGGAGAAGAUAUGUAUAUAUAUACACAUAUAUGUAUACACGUGUAUAUGUAUAUGGAUGGAUGGAGGGGAAUCCCCACUUCAGAUCAACAGGGCCCUCAGGUCUGCUAAGCCAGGCAAAGGAGCAACCUCUUCACAAAAGUUAAUGAUGGGUUAACAACGUUCUCCAAGCAACUUGAAUAUAACUUACAUACUAUAAAAUUCACCUAUUGUAGCUCUACAAGCCACAGAUUUUUAGUAAAUGUGUUGAGUUGUACGACCAUCCCCACAAUCCCAUUUUAGAACUUUUGCAUCACCCCAAAAGGAGUGAUGCCAAUUAGGAGCCACUCCCUGCCCCACCCUACUCCUCCUUCUAGCCCCUGGCAACCAGUAACCUACUUUCUGUCCAUCGAUUGGCCUACUCUGGACAUUUCAUAUAAAUGAAAUCGUAUAAUAUGUGAUCGUUUGUGACUUGUUUCUUUCACUUGGCACAAUAUUUUCAAGGUUCAGCAUGUUACAGCAUCUAUCACUGCUUGAUUCUUUUGUAUGGUUAAGUAACAUUCCAUUGUAUGGAUAGACCACAUUUUGUUUAUCAAUUCAGCAGAUGAUGGAUGUUUGGGGUUGUUUCCACUUUUUGGCUACUAUGAAUAAAGCUGCUGUGAACAUUCUCAAACAAGUCUUUGUGUGGGCAUGUACUUUGAUUUCUCUUGGGUAGAUACCUAGGAGAGGAAUUGCUAGCACGGGUGGUAAAUUCACGUCUAAACUUUUAAACGAAAUGUCAAAUUGUUUUCCAAAGCAACUGCACCAUUUUACAUUCCCACCAGCAAUGUAUAAAAGCAAUCCACAUCCUUGUUAGCACGUUAUCAUCUGUCUUUUUAGCAACGUAUUUUCAGAAUUCCAAUUGUGGCAGGUUAAAAAAAAAAAAGGAAGAAAUAGAUAUAUGUAUUUCAACUUGUGGCAGGUUAAGAAAAAAAGUGUGUAUAUAUAUGUAUAUAUAUAGUAUUAGAGACACUUCGUUUAUAUUUCAACAUAACGUAAAUUAAUCCCUACAACUUUGGAGAUACCCAAAGAAGAUUGUUAUGGAUUGAAUUGUGUCCCCCCAAAAAAGAUGUGUUGAAGUACUAACCCCUGAGUCUGUGGCUGUGACCCUGUUUGGAAAUAGAGUUUCUGAAGAUGUUACCAUUUAGGUUAACAUGAGGAGUAGGGUGGGUCCUUAUCCAACCCAAGUGGUGUCCUUUCAAAGACAAGAGGCACAGAGGGAAGACCACCACAUGAAGACCAGGCAGCCAAGGACUGCCAGGAGCCACCAGGAGCUGGGAGAUACAUGGGACAAUUCCUAUCUUAGAGCCCUCAGAAGGAAUCAACACAGUCCAUACUUGACUCCAGAACUGUGAGACGAUUUUCUGUUCUUCCAAGCCACCCAGUCUCUGGUAUUCAUUAUGGCAGCCCCAGGACACCAGUACAAAGACCCCAAAUGCAAGAUCCCACGAAUCAGUCAAUUGGACAGGUAGGAGAAAAGACUGGUUUGAUACGGAAAAUGGGGACUCUCCAUCUGUUAGAAGCUUAGAAUCACUGAGUUUGGGAACGAUCCCGGUUCUCACCUACUAAUUUACUGUAUUAUAGGACUUAAUUUUAAAGGUGAGAAAAUAAAAUAGAGAAACCCUGCAGCCCCUCCUUACCAGAACUAGAACGCCCUGAGCCCCCACCACCCUGCGUAGUGGUUUCAGUUCUGCAGGGCCCUGGGCCACAGCCUGCAGGGCUGGAUUAAAGCAUGUGAUGGCCCUAAACACUGAUAAUCUGUCGUGCCCCCUCUACUCACUCAUGCAUUUGAAUGAAAUAUGUGAGUUACAUAUAUACUUGUACAUAAAAAAAAAAUAGGUAUGCACAUUUACAUAUGUACGUGUAUAUACAUAUUUAUAAAUUGCUGGCCCUCCUGGCUGGAGUUGCUGGGUCAGCAGAUGUGGAUGUACAAAAGAGUCCUCUCAAAAUAGAUCACAGGCCUGUUAUCUAUUAAUAUAAUUUGUCCUUGCCCAAUAAUUUAUCAUGUUGGAUUUAGUUGCAUAUUGGGUGAACGUAGCAAGAGUUCAGUUCGACAGCCUACCCCACAUCCUUCUUAUUAGAAAUAGUAUACUCCAAGAGACCUGUUGAGAUAAGGAGUUUCAAUUACAUGGGAGGGACUGUAGGAGACAGAUGUCAAUGAAGGUGUUAAAGUGAUAGGGGCCUCAUACUUUAAACAACCUUUCACGUAGGUGCCCUUGUGUUCCUCUGUGAAUUUUAUUUCUGGCCAGCACGUUCUCAUACACGGGAGCUGCUAUCAAUAUCGUUUAGUGCCCUGCCGGUUCCCUUCUACUCUGGUGCUUAUUUUUCCUUGUGUCCCAUCUGCUUAGCAACUGUGGGCCUUUGCUUUGGACAACUGGUGCCCCUGUAUUGUUGAUGCCCUAAGUACGUGCUUACUUACCUUGCUUAUUGGGUAAUACAUCCCUGACUACCAGGCCCCCACCUCUCACCCACACAGAUGUACCCUAGUGGACAAAGUUCUGUCCAGCUGCCCCAUGGUGAAGGUGCUCUCAAUUAAUCCUUUUUUCUGUUUGGAGUCCCUGGAUGGUACAAAUGGUGAACACCCUCAGCUGCUAACCAAAAGGUUGGAAGCUCAAGUUCACCCAAAGGCAUCACAGAAGAAAGGCCUGGUGAUCUCCUUCUGAAAAAUCAACUAUUGAAAACCCUGUGUAGCACAGUUCUACUCUGACACACAUAGGGUUGCCAUGACUUGAAGUCAAGUGGUUUGCCAUUUUUUGUUUAGGUAGGUUAUAAGAGUGCCCGGGGUGAUUCAAAUGGUUAACAUAUUUGGCUGUUAACCAAAAUGUUGGAGGUUCAAGUUCACCCAGAGAAGCCUUGGAAGAAAGACCUGGCAAUCUACUUCUGAAAAAAUCAGUCAUUGAAAGCCCUAUGGAGCACAGUUCUACUCUGACACACACAGGGCCACUGUGAGUCAGAAUGAAUUUGACAGCAACUGGUUGUUUGGGUUUUUUUCCCAUUUACCUUAAAUCUCUCAGCCAUGUUCUCAACUCAACAGAGCUGUCUGCCCACCCUAGCAAUGCUGGGCUUCAACUCAAAGAGCAGCCAGCCUCCCCCAACACCACUUAUCCAUGAGCCAAGGUCAGAGCAGGCGUACCAGACCGGAAACCCCCUCCCUGCAGGGCCCACGUGGCAGGUUCAAUGAAUCACUGCAUUACUUCCCCCCACAGCUUCCCCUGACCAUUUCUCACUUUAUGGAGAGCCUCCCUCCUCAACCUGCCUUUCAUUCUCAGUCUCUACUGGAGUUUCUGGAACUUUCUUGCUCUACCCCACUCUGUUCUUGAGAAAGCAAAGAUGUCAUUGCUUUUCUGAGAAGAUCGGUCAUUCAGUUAGUCAGUACUAAGGAGGGACAGCUAGGACCACAGUGGCGUUUUUACUCUGUUAAAGUGAAACAACAUGCAUGAGGCUCUUUCCACUACUCCCUGCUCUUGGGAGCUCAUAAUGUGACAGGGAACCACAGUUUUACAUGUUUGCAAGAGUAUCUGGCUAAGUGACCACAGGCUCUGGAGCUGAGUCACUGCAGGCCACCAUGUUCUGGAUGUUCAUGGGGUGGGCAGGACAGCUGGAGCAAGGGCUUAGCAUUGGCAUGAGUUAGCUGUGUCUGUCAUUCCCAGCAUAGGGAAAGACGCAUUGCAUUGGGUAAAUCUGCUGCAAAGGACCUCUUCAAAGUGUUGAAGAGCAAAGACGUCACCCUGAAGACUAAGGUGCGCCUAUUUUCAAUCACAUCCUAUGCAUGCGAAAGCUGGACAAUGAAUAAGGAAGACCAAAGAAGAGCUGACGCCUUUGAAUUGUGGUGUUGGCAAAGAAUAAUGAAUAUACCAUGGACUGCCAAAAGAACGAACAAAUCUGUCUUGGAAGAGGUGCAGCCAGAAUGUUCCUUAGAGGCAAGGAUGGCGAGACUGCGUCUUACAUACUUUGGACAUGUUGUCAGGAGGGAUGAGUCCCUGGAGAAGGACAUCAUGCUUGACAGAGUACAGGGUCCGCAGAAAUGAGGAAGACCCUCAAUGAGGUGGAUGGACACAGUGGCUGCAACAAUGAGCUCAAGCAUAACAACGAUUGUAAGAACGGCACAGGACCGGGCAGUGUUUCGUUCUGUCGUGCAUAGGGUCACUAUGAGUCGGACCAACUCGACGGCACCUAACAACAACAACAUAGCUGUGUCUGGGGGGCAAGGAAGAGGGCAGGGAAUGGGGAGUUGUUGCUUUAAAAGACAGUGAAAGAGAGAAUAAGGAAAAAAGACAAGCCACAGAUUGGGAGACAAUAUUAGUACGCUAUAUAUCUGAUAAAGAACUUAUAAAAAUGGGGGGGCGGGGUCAGAAUAUCCUUGUUACCAUCUCUGAAAGGGCAAGACAAGGGCACACCAAUGAGAAAAAUGCAUUUUAGAAAAAAUGUGAUUCUUGGAAUUUCAAAAAAAGUGUUGCAGAGUAAUUAUACAGAAAAUUCAAAACUCUGCUGGACUUCCUUCUUUUUUAGUUCAGUUUUCAUUUAAUUUUGAAUUACAUAUGGGGGGGCAGCUCUGUUAUCUUUUCAGCCUUAGAAAAUCAUUAAAGACUCUUUUUCUAAAGGACUUUUUAAAUCUUUUUAUUAGGAAAAAAUUUCAAACCAAAAAAAAAAAGAUUGCAAGACUAGUUAGUAUACAUUGCAUUUCAUAUGCCCCUCACCUAGAUUCGGCAAAAGUUAAUAAGAUGGAAGUCCCCAGCCUGCGGAAAAUUCCACUGCCUCCAGCAGCAUGCUUGGCUCACCCUGUAGCUUUGCACUAGAAUCCUGGUUCCUUUGCUUACCUGUAUGGCGCAGUUCUACUCUGUCCUAUAGGGUCGCUAUGAGUCGGAAUCGACUCGAUGGCACUGGGUUGGGUCUGGUUUGCUUACCUGUUAGAAUCCUAGCUAUUAGAAUCCUGGUGCCCCACAGCUUUACAUUAAAAUCCUGGUUCCCAGUGACGAAUCUGUGAAACAUUUCAUAACACGGAGGAACCUGGAAGGCAUUACGCUGAGCGAAAUUAGUCAGAGGCAAAAGGACAAAUAUUGUAUAAGACCACUAUUAUAAGAUCUUGAGAAAUAGUAAACCUGAGAAGAACACAUACUUUUGUGGUUACAAGGAGGGGAGGGAGGGAGGGUGGGAGAGGGUUUUUUAUUGAUUAAUCAGUAGAUAAGAACUGCUUUAGGUGAAGGGAAAGACAAUACUCAAUACAUGGAAGGUCAGGUCAAUUGGACUGGACCAAAAGCAAAGAAGUUUCCGGGAUAAAAUGAAUGCUUCAAAGGUCAGCGAAGCAAGGGCGGGGGUCUGGGGAACAUGGUUUGCGGGGACUUCUAAGUCAAUUGGAAAAAUAAUUCUUUUAUGAAAUCAUUCUGCAUCCCACUUUGAAAUGUGGCGUCUGGGGUCUUAAAUGCUAACAAGCGGCCAUCUAAGAUGCAUCAAUUGGUUUCAACCCACCUGGAGCAAAGGAAAAUGAAGAACACCAAGGCCACACGACAACUAAGAGCCCAAGAGACAGAAAGGGCCACAUGAACCAGAGACCUACAUCAUCCUGAGACCAGAAGAACUAGUUGGUGCCCGGCCACAAUCGAUGACUGCCCUGACAGGGAGCACAGCAGAGGACCCCUGAGGGAGCAGGAGAUCAGUGGGAUGCAGACCCCAAAUUCUCAUAAAAAGACCAAACUUAAUGGUCUGACUGAGACUAGAGGAAUCCCGGCAGCCAUGGUCCCCAGACCUUCUGUUAGCACAGGACAGGAACCAUCCCCGAAGACAACUCAUCAGACAUGAAAGGGACUGGUCAGCGGGUGGGAGAGAGACGCUGAUGAAGAGUGAGCUAAUUACAUCAGGUGGACACUUGAGAUUGUGUUAGCAACUCUUGUCUGGAGGGGGGAUGGGAGGAUAGAGAGAGAGGGAAGCCGGCAAAAUUGUCACGAAAGGAGAGACUGAAAGGGCUGACUCAAGAGGGGGAGAGCAAGUGGGAGUACGGAGUAAGAUGUAUGUAAACUUAUUUGUGACAGACUGAUUGGAUUUGUAAACGUUCACUUGCAGCUUAAUAAAAGUUAAUAAAAAAAAAAAAAUCCUGGUUCCCCAACCCUUAACUGCUGCCCAAAACUAGAGGAAAUUCGUAGAAACCAGUUUAUGUGCGAUGUUGACAUACAGGAUAACCUUUUAGAGCUCAUACGUAAUUACUUCCCCACCUUUGGGUGGAGUUUAGCUACCAUUUUCUGAACAGGUCAUGCAUGAAGUUAUAUGUAAACCCUACUGCAUCUUCGUAAUAUGAUUAAAAAUGUUGCUGAUGAAACUCAUGAACUUUCUACCUGUAAAACCCUUAAAAGUAAUGUUCCCCCUUGCCCUCGCUGAGCAGUCUUGGUGGCAGCAGCUCCGAUUGCUCCUUUUCUUGCACAAAAAAAAAAAAAAAAGGUAACUUUCUACUCUCCCACCUGGGUCUCUCCUUUAUUUGCUGAGCCAAGUUGCACCGAACAGAACCUGGAGUUUCCACCCAGCAAACAUCAUCGGGAGGGAUUGUAACCGAACGCCACUUGGGUUCUUGUCCUGUCUUAUUAGCUGAUUGAAAUAAGACAGACAUUGAUUGCAACGGAAGCAGGAAGUGGCAAGUUUAUUGUCAGCGCAUACAAGGAGUGCGUGGGGUCUAGUGACCUUAAGGCCAAGUGCUCCCUGACUAAGGGGGCUGGGGAGCUUUUUGUUUCCAAUGGCGUCAGGGGGUUGGGUUUGGUUCAGGGAAUUUUCUGCCUUUAGCCCACCCAUGCCUAUAUAUGCGGGUUGGGGGGGAGUCAGUUGAAGGAUGUGAUUUCAAUCUGUGCCUGCUUCAAGGUGUAACUAGGGCUAGUCAGUGGACGGAGCCACUACCUGCUGCGACUUCCUGCUCAAAACAAGCUUGUGGUUAGCAAGACAAGGCGCGGGGAGGGGCGGGACGGGGGGGAAGGGGUGUUUAUUGGGGUUUUCAAUAUGGCUGAGCAGCCUGUUUCAGGAUCAACUGCUGGAGGAGAACAUCCUGGCUGGUGGAGUAGAGGGCUAGAGGGUGAGGGAGGCCUUCGGUGAGAUGCACUGGCACAGUGGCUGCAAUGCUGGACUUGAACACGCUGGUGAUCAUGACGAUGACAUAAGAUUGAGCAAUGUCACCAGGAGUCCAAGUCAACUCAACGGCAACAAUCUAUCUCUAAAGUGGUUGAAGUCUGUCUUGCCCAACCAGGUUAAAUUCCAGUAACACCUCUCUGGCGUUCACAGCGCUAAGCCCCGGGUAUCAGCGUAAAUGAAAGGAGGUGUAAAGAGGCGACGUUCCUGUU